CUCGGAGAUCUAUCUUCACAGGACUCCAUAUUACCGAGCUAUCACGACUUACUCAGAUCUCGAAUUCGAUCUCGCCAACCACCUAGGACAAGAUGUCGCUCACCGGCCCAAAUGGACAACCAAUCAACCCUGAAGAGACUGAGAACUUCGAGGAGAUCGAGAAGCAGUUCGCCGUGAAAGUCGUUGAGCACAUGUCCACCUACUGGGCCAUUCUUGAAAAGAUGCCUGGCUCCAAGCUGCGACUCACCAAGAUGGACGACGAGAUCCUCGAGCACUUCAACACCGAAUUUCCAGACUUCGAUCUCAAAGCCACCAUAAACGAGGACGAAAUGAAGAGCAAGGCUGGCAAGGAGAAGUGGCGUAACUUCAUAAACGCGUAUGAGAACAAGGUGGAGGACUACAACUUUGGCACGAUGCUGCGGGCAAACCCUGCUACGGAGUAUAGUGAAACCGGAAGCAUUUUCGCUGUGCGCAUGCAGUUCUAUGCCAUUGAGAUCGCCAGAAACCGAGCUGGCCUCAAUGAUUGGAUUUGCGAGAAGGCCAAAGCCGAAAAGUCCUCUUCAUGAAGCGACAUUGCGAUUACCGAAGCUCUUGCCUGUGCCCCGAGCCGUUAAGAAUGCCGUUAGCAAAUCCAUCCACCUGCAGAAAGUCAACUACCGCAGCUUCAGCGCAAAAGGACAAAUACCGCCACGCUGGAAAUCGUGUCGCGUCAAGAUUACCUACCGCUCAUGACUGUUGUCCGGCGUCAAAAGCUGCCGCGAACGAUAUGCAGUACGUCGAUGUAAACCUUGACAGAGGGAGGACACAUUGUGUGUUGGUCGUGUUGAGUCCAAUAAUGCCGUACACUGGUUAAACGACGUUCGGCUUACAGCUGCAGAGAAAGUAGAUAAAAGGUAGUGGGCUUGGCGCUGGUGAAGAACAAUACUAAGGAACAUUCUUGGUCCCC
This is a messenger RNA of Pseudocercospora fijiensis CIRAD86, 946 nucleotides long. RefSeq lists its product as uncharacterized. Lineage: Eukaryota; Fungi; Ascomycota; Dothideomycetes; Mycosphaerellales; Mycosphaerellaceae. The transcript has 4 exons. Bases 93 to 566 code for a protein of 157 amino acids. The record is from RefSeq and is a predicted model, not a curated record. Gene Ontology annotation, cellular component: cytoplasm.